Molecule: messenger RNA, 1704 nt
Organism: Caenorhabditis remanei
Lineage: Eukaryota; Metazoa; Nematoda; Chromadorea; Rhabditida; Rhabditidae
Exons: 6
Coding region: 1-1704 (567 amino acids)
Biological process (GO): regulation of gene expression
Cellular component (GO): cytoplasm; nucleus
Molecular function (GO): mRNA binding
Source: RefSeq, a predicted model, not a curated record
AUGUCAGAACGGAAGCGAUGUUUGAGCGAUGGAGAAAUAGAAGAUUCCGAUUCUGAAUCAGUUCCGGCUCCUAAGCGGACGUUGAGCUCAGCGAUUGACUACUCAAAUGAUUACUCGCCCCGUUCACCAUCACCAAAUGCUCCAUCUCUUCCAAAUUCUCCUCCGCUAUCUCCCAGACGACCAAAACCUCAAAAAGUCAAGAAAAGUUCUGUAGAAGUUCCCGAGAAGUUUUUGGAUUCAGUUCAUCGCAGAAUACACGAAUUACAGCAGGAGACAGAAUGCAAUGUUUAUAUAUCCACUCAAAUCACUGGAUGGACGAGAACUGUCUAUUUGGAAGGGUUUCAGGAAGACAUCGAAUAUGCCAGAGAUCGAAUCGAGGAAAUCGUCAUGUCAUCCGAUGGUUUUGAGCAUCAAAUCGCCACGAAACACUUGAAAUUUGGAGAUGGCCUCUCACCCCGUUCUCCAUCACCCAUUCGUUCUUCUAAAAAUGUUCAAUACUCUCCAUUAGCUACCCCGACUGUUACCCCGGAGAAAGAAGUGUCAGUUGAGAUUCCAGCUACACAAUAUCAAUGUUAUUUGGCAACUGGAAAAUGUGGAGCAACGGUUAGGAAGUUGGAGAUAGAAACAAAAUGCUCAAUUCUGAUUCAAGACGAAGAGGAGACUAUCAGAAUAUCUGGAUUGGAGGAGAAUGUUGAGAGAGCCAAGAAGCUUGUUAAUGAGAUCAUUGCUCCUGUUUCUCCAAAACGAGAAAUCACGAUUCCAUCGGGUUUAGAAUUUGGAAGUACAAAGCGAGAGCAAACUAUUGAUAUUUUGAAGAGAAACGGAGUUAACUGGAAUAUUCCAGAUGCUGCCGCAGAGAAAUUAGUGAUGAAACUGUCUGGAAAUGAGGAGAAUGUUGAAAAGGCAAUGAAGGAAAUAGAGGAAUUAAAAAAGAAUUUGGAGUACGAGAUGUUGAUUCAUACCACAAAAGUGUCAAGAGUUAUUGGAAAGAACGGAGAGACGAUUCAAUCGAUCAGAGAGAAGAGUGGAGCAGUAUGUCAUUUCGAUAGGAAAACUCGUGACAACCCAAGAUUAUCUCUGAAAACGAUGAUUAUCAAAGGAUCUGAGUCACAGAUUGAGACAGCGAAACAGAUGAUUCAGGAGUUGAUUGAUUUGGCUAAAUAUUAUCUGGACGUUCCAUUCCGUAUAUACGAUAAUGUUAUUGGUGAGAAUGAAGAGAAUAUUAAAAAGAUCUCGGAAGUUAGUGGCGCUAAGUGUUGGAUAGACAAACAGGCGAUUCAACAAAAGAAGAGAGUUCGAAUUGUUGGAACAAGUGAACAAGUUGAACACGCAAAAAGACUGUUUUUGGAUUUAAUUAACACGGAAAAGGGAAUCAAAGACAAUACCUACACCAUGUUGAUCCCUAUCCCCGCAUUUGAACAAAUCACGGAACUCGGUUUUCGAUCCAUCGGCCGACAAUCUGGCGCUAAGAUUCAUUACAAUUCGAAAACUGCCGGGGAAGCGGUGAAGAAGAUUACGAUUAGUGGAGAAAAGGAACAAGUCGAAUCGGCGAAACGGUUGAUACAAGAAGCCGUGAAUAAUGUGUGGAAUAACUAUUCUCGAAUCUCUCAAAAUUAUCCAUUACCUCGAAACCCUGAUUCCCCAUCCACUCCCCACUAUAUUCCUGUUCUACCUGUUCCCCAUAAUCCAUAUGCUCUGAAUUAG